AUGAAGCUUUUGAGGAAUGAUACAUGGGGGAAAUGUAAGGAGUCCGCAGGAGUCGUUGACAUUGCAGCUGCUGCUGGGGUUGAAUUCGAACUAGAGUGGGGAUUCCUAAGGAGUAACGCACCAUGUUUUUCAGUGAUGGCUACUUUAUCGAAGGCUGAGUAUCUUCAGCGAUACCUUUCAUCUGGAAAAGAAGCUGAGGAAAAGAAAGCAAAGAAGAAAAAGAAGAAGACGAAAGUUCGUGCAGCUGGAUUACGCAUAGUCGAGGAUGACGCUUUUCUUGCUGUGUCGGCGAAAUUCAAAGACAUCGACUCCGAUGAAGAGCGAGAAGACAUAGCCAUUAUAUCUAGCAUUUCGAAACAGAUCGAAGAGAAGGCUCGUGAAGCACCCAAAUUCCGAAGUUCGUUCAAACCUUUAGAUGCAGCAGAUGAGGAUGUCAAACCAGAGCUUUCGGCAAUAAAAAGCAAUGAUUCUCAACCACAGAACUUGAGAAAACGUCACGAUUCUGACGAAUCACCCGCAGAAGAGCGUGAUCAUUCCAACUCGGGCCAGUCACCAGUGAGGAAGCGCCGCGUUUCUAGCAACUCGCCUUCACGAUCUCUUGAUCAUUCAAAAAAGAGAAGAAGGCAUGACUCAGGCUCUGAUUUAUCCACAGGCGGAGAACAAUUCCGGCGGGGGCGACGUUCAGACGAACAAUCACAGCUGUCCAAGAAACGUCAUAACAGCAAAGAGAAACGUUUUGAAUCAGAUCACCGACAUCCAGCACGCGGUGGAUCAAUCCCAGAUCAGGCUUCGAUCAAAGUUGAGGUUGAUUCUGAUCACUCACCUUCAAGGGAAGCGUCCUCCAAACGAAGACAUGAUUCUUCAUCAGAUCAGUCUCCACCGAGAAAGGAUCGCUCGAGCGUUCCAUCCACAUCUAAGUCAUCACUUCUAGGGAAGGAUGAUAAUGAACAUCGUCGGCAACGGCACGAUACUUCGUCAGAUCAAUCCCCUCCGAGAAAACGUCUGAACUCUCCCUCUACAUCUAAAUCAUCAGGUCGAGGAAAGUGUGACAAGGAACGUCCUCGGCGAAGGCACGAUUCUUCAUCGGAUCAAUCCCCUCCACGGAAACGUCCGAACUCUCCCUCUACAUCUAAAUCAUCAGGUCGAGGAAAGUAUGACAAUGAACGUCCUCGGCGAAGACACGAUUCUUCAUCUGAUCAAUCCCCUCCAAGGAAACGUCCGAACUCUCCCUCUACAUCUAAAUCAUCAGGUCGAGGAAAGUAUGACAAUGAACGUCCUCGGCGAAGACACGAUUCUUCAUCUGAUCAAUCCCCUCCAAGGAAACGUCCGAACUCUCCCUCUACAUCUAAAUCAUCAGGUCGAGGAAAGUAUGACAAUGAACGUCCUCGGCGAAGACACGAUUCUUCAUCUGAUCAAUCCCCUCCAAGGAAACGUCCGAACUCUCCCUCUACAUCUAAAUCAUCAGGUCGAGGAAAGUAUGACAAUGAACGUCCUCGGCGAAGGCACGAUUCUUCAUCGGAUCAAUCCCCUCCACGGAAACGUCUGACCUAUCCUUCUACGUCUAAGUCAUCAGUUCGAGGAAGGUAUGACAGCGAUGAGUCUCCUCCAAGAAUGCGAGCGGACGAACGCAGACGACCAAUUGCUUCACCUGAAAAACUGAAUAAAGAAACCCAGCGAACUCUGGAUGGAAAGGUAGCAGGUCUCCAGUCAGCCGAAGAUCUCAAAAAGGAAUCAGAAAAAAUACGACAACGUGAAACAAAGAUGUUCGAGGAAAUGGAUGCAUCCGUGAGCGGUAGAUAUGCUGAGACAACUGUACGGCAAAAACAUGUUCGAAAACGACAUGAAAAGCCAGAGGACAAAGAGAGGAAGGAGCGCGAAGCCAAGAAGCAGGCUGAGCUGGAAGAGAAGUACAAAUUGUGGAACAAAGGAGUGGAACAGAGUGAACGGCGUGGAAAGCAAUUGGAAGAGAUGGCUCGUGUUGCUGCUGAACCUCUGGCUCGUAUGGCAGAUGAUGAAGAGAUGAACCGUCAUUUAAAAGAUAUCAUUUAUGAGGAGGAUCCAAUGGCUGAGAUGCUCAUGAGCAGAAAACGUGAAGAAGCAAUGGAUGAAGGAGAGCUUGUAUAUCCAACAUACCAAGGCGAAUUCCCUCCCAAUCGGUUUGGAAUCCGUCCUGGCUAUAGAUGGGAUGGAGUUGAUCGGUCGAAUGGGUUCGAAGCGAAGUUGGCUCAAGCCAAGAACCGAAGAAAUGCACAGGAAAAAGAGUAUUAUCAAAAUCUACAGUUGUAUGAGUAA
Molecule: messenger RNA, 2292 nt
Organism: Necator americanus (New World hookworm)
Lineage: Eukaryota; Metazoa; Nematoda; Chromadorea; Rhabditida; Ancylostomatidae
Exons: 22
Coding region: 1-2292 (763 amino acids)
Biological process (GO): mRNA splicing, via spliceosome
Cellular component (GO): RES complex; U2-type spliceosomal complex
Molecular function (GO): RNA binding
Source: RefSeq, a predicted model, not a curated record